Biomphalaria glabrata is the source of this 2626-nucleotide messenger RNA. Its product is annotated as translation initiation factor eIF-2B subunit delta-like. Lineage: Eukaryota; Metazoa; Mollusca; Gastropoda; Planorbidae. The record is from RefSeq and is a predicted model, not a curated record. Bases 291 to 2141 code for a protein of 616 amino acids. The transcript is spliced from 13 exons.
AUCAUAAUAGUUCGAUUUCAUCAUGUUAUCAGCUACUUCAGUACUUGGUCUCUAAAACUUGUAGAUCUAGACUAGAUUUCUAAGUCUCUCUAGAUUCUAGAUCUAUAAUAACAUACAAAUAGAGACUAUCCCCAGGCACAUCAUUUCGGAAAAUAUGAUUCUAGAGAUUCUAGACUGACUAGAGUCUACACUUAUUACACUACAGUCCACAGUAACUGAGUAAGUGUUAAAUGCAAGUCUAAGUCCGCAAUUCCAAGUAUCAUUGCAUUAGUCAUAAAAAGAAACAAAGAAUGGCCCAGUCUGGUAAAGCAAAUAUGAAGCAGAUGGCAUCCAAGAAAUCUCCAGAAGGUGGAGGUAGUGGCGGAAAGAAAAAGAAUAAACAAAAGAAGUCUUCAUCAGAGCACUUAGGUGAUGGGGCACCUUCAUCAGCCUUGGCAUCAUCUAACAAAUUAUCUGAAGCAGCCACACCUGUUAAACUGAAUGAGGGAGCCAAAGCCAGUGUGGACAAAAAGAUACCACAGAAUGCUCUGAAUGAAAUAAAGGACAAAAGUAAACAUCAAUCUGUAGAGGUCAGUGACAUAGUCAGUGGCAUUGAGAAACUGAAUGUACUGCCAAAGAAUGCUAGUGAUGCACCAGCAUCAGAAGCAAAGGUGAAGGAAGAUGCACAAAAUAAGGCGGAGGCUGACAAGCCUGACAAAGCCAAAAAAGAAACUAAAGAGGAGAACACUAAAUUGCCUGAUGUUUCUGGUAAAAAGAAAGAGAACAAAAAGGAAGUGGGUGGUGGUGAGUCAGCACUGGCACCAAGUGGGGAGACAAAAUCAAAGUCACAGUUGAGAGCAGAGAGAAGAGCCACUCAGGAAGCACAGCGGGCAGCAAAAGAAGCCAAAAAGUCAGAAGGUGGACCAUCUGCUAGUGUCAACUCAUCUGCAUCAGCUACUAAAUCAGUGGCUGCUUCAGCUGUUAAAAGUUUGGCGACUACAAAAGUUGUAGUGGCCAGCUCUGAGAAACCAAAAGCAGCGCCAGUACAGUCCAGCAGUGACAAACAAAAAUUAGAGGACACAUCAAAAAAGGUUGUUGCAAAGAAGGUGGCAGACACUGAGACAGAAGAGCAAAUGUGGUCUAGGAUGGAAAAAGAAAUUAUGGGCAAAUCCUUAAAGAUAGACAACAGGGUACUGAAUCUAGGUUUUCAAUAUUUUUAUCACAAGAUUGUUGGUGCCAAUGCCAGAUGUCUUGCCAUGUUAAUCACAUUCAGGGAGGUGAUAGGGGGAUAUAAAACGCCAGAAGAAAAAGAUCUUUCAAGAGACUUGGAGAAAAGUCUGUUGAACCCAUGUAUAAAGUAUCUCAAUUACUGCAGGCCUAUUAGCAUCAGUAUGGGGAAUGCCAUCAAAUACUUAAAGUAUCACAUCAGCAAGAUACCAUCUAACAUGGAGGAUGAGGCAGCCAUCAGUAAACUUCAGAAAUUGAUUGAUGAAUUUAUCACAGAGAAAAUUAUUGGGGCCUCAAAGACAAUUGCAGAAUACAGCAAAGCCAAGAUUAACAACAACGAUGUCAUUUUGAUCUAUGCUGGAUCGUCUUUGAUAGCCAGAGUGUUGAAGGAUGCACACAAAGCUGGCAAAAAGUUUCGGGUGAUAGUUGUUGAAGGUCGGCCUCGUACAGAAGGAAAGACAAUGUUGAGAUUUCUGGUCAGAUGUGGGAUUCCAUGCUCUUAUAUCUACAUUGGUUCUGCUGUGUAUGCUAUGAGCGAGGUGACCAAAGUCUUUUUGGGGGCUGCAGCCAUGUUUGCAACAGGAGACAUGUACUCCAGAUCAGGGAACUCCAUGAUUGCAGCUCUGGCCAGAGCCAACAACAUACCAGUGCUGGUGUGCUGUGAGACAUACAAAUUUUCUGACAAGGUCCAACUACACACUGGGGAUAGCAAUUUGCAUGCUCGGAGCCAUGACCUUAUCAGUGUGGGCCAGAGACCUCAAAUACUAGGUAACUAUGAAGAACUGGGUCUUCGUCUCUUGAAUAUUAUGUACGAUGUCACAGGCUCUAAAUAUAUCACGUGUCUGAUCACUGAGCAGGGACUCAUUCUGCCAGCAACCAUACCAGCCAUUUUGAGAAGACAUGAAGAUCUCCUGGAGGAGACAUCAGGAAAGUGAGAACUGUGAAUACUGUUAUGUGUUUUUCCUUUGGCUGUCAAAUUUGUGUGCCUGGAAUUACUUUGAACUUUUUAAAGACAUAGCCAACAUUACAAUACACAAUUAGUUUAUUCUGUAACUGCUGCUGGCUUAAAAAGGAAAGGAAUCAAAUAACAAGGUAAUUGUAACAUUGAAUUCAAGUGCAGAUAAUGAGGAGUCGUUCUCCCCAAGUCUUUAUUUUGAAGAAUAUGUUUCUGUUAUCAGACAUCUCUGCUCAGAUGUUUCUGUUGUUGGGCAUCUUGGCUCAGGUGUAAAAUGUUCUUGUCUGUUAAUUAAUUACUUGAUUGGUUUAUUUGUAUUAAUAGCUGAUUAUUUGAUUGGUGCAAAUUUAAAGUAAUUUCAUCUGUUGUUAGAUGAAUAGUACAAGUUACAAAUGAUCUUAUAUGCUAGAUUUAUAUUUGACUAUAAAUGACUGGUUUGGUUUCUUUGUAAAAUAUGAGUUUUAC